Molecule: messenger RNA, 4027 nt
Organism: Hyposmocoma kahamanoa
Lineage: Eukaryota; Metazoa; Arthropoda; Insecta; Lepidoptera; Cosmopterigidae
Gene: ckn
Product: caskin-2
Exons: 11
Coding region: 315-2921 (868 amino acids)
Biological process (GO): cell surface receptor protein tyrosine phosphatase signaling pathway; axonogenesis
Cellular component (GO): focal adhesion; axon
Molecular function (GO): protein phosphatase binding; signaling adaptor activity
Source: RefSeq, a predicted model, not a curated record
CUGAGCCCGGUCGGUCGGACUACUCUACUCGCUCAGUUCGCCUUUCGGUCAGCGUGUUGACGCACGUGUCUUGUUGCUCAUAAUUUCUUUCGAGUGUUAUAACUUGUGACAAAACUUAGUGCUGUUCAACCAAAGUGUAUUGGAUUAAAAUCUGGAUAAUUGUUGCAGUGAUCAGUAACGUUUGUUAUUGAAGUGUGUUAAUUGGAGUGAUGAAACUUAUUUCCUUAUAAGUGAUUCUGGAAGUUCGCGCCGAUGGUCCUCUUGAAUACUAACAUGAAAAUCAACGGUCACAACUAAACUUACUUCGGCUUAAAAUGACGAUAGACAGAGCCGGAUUACCUCCAGCGCCCAGACGAUCGUCAUCCACUUACAGAAGCUACGACGAACUUGGCAUUAUCGACAGAGUGAAGCCACUACGAUAUCGCCAUGGGGGCAUUGAGGAUCUGACUCUGGAUCAUUCUAGGAAUUUCCGUAUGUACGAACCUCAAAACAUGGAUGACAUAACUGUGAUUAGUUCUGAAGAGAUUCCACGGCCGAAAAGAAAGACAAUUGAAGGCCUGGCUAAUGGAUUUAGAAGAACGUUCUCUGUGAGAAGUCGUAAAGAGGAGAAUGGGGGAAUACCUUUAGAAACGUUUAACAUGACUGAGGAUAACUACGCGACAGUUAGAGGUGCGCCGUUUGGAAGACGCAGGUCUUUGUCGAGGGAAAGAGGUUCAUUGUUAGGACGGAGUUCUUCUGAAGGUGAUGUGAGGAUGGCACCACCUCGAGCUCCACCUACGAACCCUACUCCGCGCCUUCACCGAUGUCUCCGAGCUCUUGGCGGGAGCUGGAAAAACCUUCUCUUAUUGGGCGGAAUGUCUCGCGGCGGCAGCGGCGCCGGCAAGACAGCCACCGCGAAGCGUGUCCCACCACCAGCCGUGCCUGGAGACGCCUUCGGUACUCCGCAGCACCGCCACUCCGGCUCCAGCUUCGGAUCACAAGGCUAUGCAUCCUGUGAGGAGCAGCCAUAUCCUCAACCGCCUGAUACGCCGUCUCAUACUCGUGAUGACCACUCAGACUACGGCAGCACGGUGUCAGGAGUUUCAGGCGUCAGCGGCGCCAGUGGUAGUCUUGGCAAGAGUCCUGCAGGAGGGGGGACAUUUACAUUCCCGCCGCCUGCGCAGCCGCUCACGCACAAAGCCGCUGUGUACUAUCAUCACCAGCUCGCGCUUAGUGACGAUCAGGGCAUUGAUAUGACCCAGAGUCCCGGUCGGGACAGUCCAGGCUCAUCGUCAGGUUCAGCAGGCUCCGGGUCGAGGCACUCGUCAGCAUCGUUGGAUAGUGGGCGAGCAUCGGGCCGUAUGCCCCAUCACCAUCAUGCUGCCUGCCAUUGUGGAGAUACCGUGGAUAGAGUCCGUGCUAUGAUCGCACAGGGACUACCUGAUCCAGACAUAAUUCAUGCCUGGCUGGCAGAUCUUCAAAUGGAGGAGUACGCGAGAUUGUUCAUAGAGGCGGGGUAUGAUCUUCCCACUGUCACCAGAAUGACUCCGGAGGACUUAACUGCCGUUGGAAUUAAAAAGCCUAAUCAUCGCAAGAGAUUAAAGGCCGAGCUUGCCAAUUUAAAUGUACCGGAUAAUUUGCCGGAUUAUAUCCCGGGUUCUUUAGAAGAGUGGCUGCGUCUGCUUCGACUGGAGGAAUACGGGCCAGCACUGGUGGCCCAAGGGUACCGCACUGUUCAUGACGUCACUCAACUAGCUUGGGAGGAUUUGGAAGACAUGGGUAUUGUCCGAUUGGGGCAUCAGAAAAAAAUCCUCCUCGCCAUCAAAAGAGUGAAAGACAUCAGAGCAGGGAAACGAAGCAUUAGCACCCAGGGUUCCCUUGACUUCACCAGGUUACAACCAGGCCAGGAUUUAUAUCCGAGGGAGCAUCAUUACCAGCCAUGGGAGAGACACACAAGGAGUUACCAUAAGCCCCCAGAUCUAAACUUUGACGCCCUACAAUCGCCCCUUUGUGGCACUGAUUUGGUCCCCAUUCAGAUCCGUCAUCCACGCGGCAAGUCUCUAGAAAGCCUAGAAGACCCUUCAGAGAGGACAUCGCACACAACAUUCUCGCCUGAAGCAGGGUUCUACUACGGCGGUGGGCAAUGGCGGCGUUCCUAUGACGACGGAGACAUCACGCCCACAAAUGAUAGCUCUUAUGAAGGAGGCGGAACACUCCCACGUCCCAGAGGACUAGUCCGCCCCAGACCGGUAGCUAAAAUACAGGCUACACCAGCAUAUAGGGACAAGUCUCCCGACUAUACUUACGAUGAGAUCGCGUACUCAGCUAGAUUACAACGUGUGGCCUAUGGAGCGAGCCCGCAUGUGGCAAGAAAGCCGCCGCCCGAGCCCCCGAAACGACAAAGCUCUCAAUACGCCCCGUUUUCUCGAUUCGGACAGACAACUGUGGAAAUACAUCCCGAGAAAAGUCUUCCUUUGAGCCUCCCUGCUUACCCAAGCUCAGACUCGUUGAGUGUGUCUCUGGACAGUACAGGGCUGCUUCCGCCUCCGCCCGCGCCGUCUUCCCCCCCAAGGAGAUACGACGAAGAUAAACUAAGGAGUGGUUCAGACGCUAGUUUUAAGUCGAGUUCAAGCACCGAAUCCGACAGCAUCCCGUUCGCAAAUGAAAACGCCGGUACAAUAAAACAAAACAGAAGUCAAAUAGGUGGACGACCGCACACAGUGGAUUACGGCCGAAGCGGUAUAAGCCUCUCUAAUCUUCCACCAAGGACAUCUGAUAUAAAACCAACCAACCCACACUUGUUGACAGAACAUAAAGAUGAAGGGAAGAGUACGGAACCAGUUGAUGUACUCAAUGACAUAGGAAAUAUGCUCGCGAACCUUACAGAUGAACUAGACGCCAUGCUCGAAGAAGAGAAGCGCCAAGGAUUGACAGACUCCUAAAAUAUAGGCGGAACAAUAUACUAUGCCUCCUUGAAUAAUAUGUGAGUGUCAACAAUAAAUUCCAAAGAGAACUGUCAUUUUCAUCGGCAUUUUUCUGGUCCAAGUAAUAAUUAUUGAAUAGUAUAGAACAAAUUGCGUUUUAAUAUGUACUUUUUGUACCUAUUACUUUGACACUUAUUACUUUUAGCAAUCACGUCUUAUGAGUUUUAUUCUACUGACGACAAAGUGUAAUUAUGUAAGGCAGCUGUUCAAUUUUUAAGUAUAUUUUAUUAAAAGUAAUUUCAAUACAUGUUGACUGCAAUUUUGUUUAACAUGGAUUUUGUUAGCUAUCAAAGGUUUAUGUAUAAUUUGUUUUGCAAAAGAAAAAUGUACUCGUAUCUAUUCUCAGGUACAUGACAAAGACGGCAAAUUUUCUACAUUGUAGUACAAGUACUGUAUGUACCUAUGUUAGCAUUUUGUACCAAUUGGUACUAGUAUAUUACGAGCAUAAAUAUCUUAGGUAUCUACACAUUAUAUGACAUAUUAGAUAGAUACCUAUUAAAAUGGCUACAAAGAUAUUUAUGAUUGUGACUACAAAUUUGAAGAAGUUAAUGUGCUAUGUGUGUAAACAUUUUAAGAUGUGUCAGUCCGCGGGUACACUUAUAUAUGGUGUUCAUUAAUUAACGCCAUGAAACACUACAAUACCAUUUAAUGUUCCACCAUAUGGUUUUACCUGUGUAUAGACACAUAUGAGCAAACAAGAAGUACUAAUACUACUACUACUAAUUUCGUUCCUUGUUGUCAUAUUUAUAAUUGUGUUUUCGGUUCUCGUCGGAGUACAUUUAAAACUAGACAUAGUCUCAUCCAAAUACAGAUGAAAAUGGCUAUUUUUGUAAAUAUUGUUUAAUUUAAAUUAUGUUCUAAAGAAAAAUAUAAUCCAGUAGGUAGUUUUUCAUGUACAAUAAAAUUGUAGAGUACUCGAGUAGCGAUGGGUAGUUAGAAUUUUUACAAAAGUAGUUUUUAGUGAUAUAGUGUCGAAACUAGGGAGGAAACUGUAUAAUAAACAUCAUUAUAAAUAGCGAUAGACCUCAUAGUUCUUUGUAUGUUCACAUUUAUUAUAAUGUAUG